Messenger RNA from Brassica rapa (field mustard), 1461 nucleotides. RefSeq names its product replication protein A 70 kDa DNA-binding subunit C-like. Lineage: Eukaryota; Viridiplantae; Streptophyta; Magnoliopsida; Brassicales; Brassicaceae. The record is from RefSeq and is a predicted model, not a curated record.
AUGGUUCUUAUCAAUGAUCUCAAGCCUUUUAAAGAGGAAUGGCGAAUUCGACUCAAGCUUCUUCAUACAUGGAAAACAAAGACUGAUUAUGGGGGCGAAUCUCUUGAGUGCAUCUUCGCUGACGAAACGCUGGGAGAAUGGAGAGAGCUUGAAAACUUUAAGAUUUCAGCUGCUGGAGGUCAAUAUAGACCAUCAAAAUUUCAAUACAAACUCACCGUCAUUGGAGAUACCAAGAUAAAACCUACUGAUUAUCGUGAUGAAAAUCAGUUCCUCUCUCUAGCAAGUUACGAGGAAAUUGUAACAGGAAAGCUCAAAACAUUUUUUCUGAUUGAUGUUAUGGGCCAAGUGGUAGAUCUUGGAGAAGUAGCUAUCUGUCAAUUGAAAACUGGUGAAAACAGGAAGAGAGUAAACUUUCGUUUGCGUGAUACUAGUGGGAAUGAACUGGUAUGUUGCUUAUGGGGACCAUACGCUGAGCAAAUUGAAUCGCAUGUGGAAGAAUCAAAAGAUGAACCUAUUGUAUGCUUGAUCCGCUUUGCCAAAAUCAGUAAUUUUAGAGGUGAAGUGCAAAUCACCAACGCUUUUGAUUCUUCAGUUUUGAUGCUUAACCCAAUCAUGGAGGAAGCUAUUGACUUUAGACAGAAGAUGUCGCAAACUGAUCUUCCCUUAGCUCUUUUGGGUAGCAGUGAUGAAAAUAAGGUUAUCAAGCAAGUAGUUGAUGACUGGAAUGAGGUUGACAUUAAGUGUAUUUCUGAGAUAUAUCUUGCUGUUGAGGCUGAGAGCUGCAAAAUCGUCUGUACAAUAGAAGCCAUAGACACGGAUUGGGGUUGGUUCUAUUUUGGAUGUAACAGGCACAAUCGACGUACGACCAGAGUUGGUAGGAAGGGCGGUGGUAAGAUGGUUGAAUCUGAGAAGCCAGUAUUCUAUUGUGAUGUGUGUCGUGCAAACACAACUGAUGUCUCACCCAAGUAUAAGCUUCAUCUGUUUGUGAAAGAUGACACAGGGUCAUGCCAGUUAAUGUUACUUGACACUGUAGCUAAAACUAUUAUUGGUGAAAAAGCUGACACACUUUGGGAUGGGUCAUAUGCUGAGAUCGAAGACCCAAAUAUUCUGCCUAUUCCAAUCAAAAACUGUGUUGGAAAAUCCUUUUGUUUUGGUAUUUCCAUCGCAAAUGAUAAUGUAGCCAACGGUUCUGAUACCUUUAAGGUCUCUGAGGUCUGGUCUGGAGAUCACAUUCAUAGAAUAGAAUCACUUUCAGAACCAGUAUCUCUGAUUGAGACCAAUUCAUCUACACUCUCAACCGGCGAGGUGCGUUUGAUUGAUUAUAACAUAGAGAGUUCAUCAGAUGUUUCAACACCUUUCUCCAAGCGUAAGGAAGGAGAUGCUGAGCUUAGUGACAUGAAUUCUACAUCUAAGAAGCUUCGUGCUCAGAGCAUCAAGGUGGAGAAGAUUAAGGAAGAUUAG